ACGCGGUCUCAUUGACAAUACCAAGCUGACCAUGUAGCACGCCUUCACCUAUGCCUGACCACAGGCACAAAUACCCUAACACAUCAUGAGGUAUACGAAUGUGUUUGCGACGGCAUUACUGUUGCUGCCGAACCUCAUUUCAGCCCAGCAGACAGACCAGAUUGUCCUGCAAGGCAGCAAUGCGAACCAUGGCGGUGCUGCGGAUGUCAAACCCAUCAACAUCGCCAUUAUAGGCGCCGGCGCCGCGGGCUCAUCAGCAGCCUACCACCUCCACCAAUAUGGCAUCACCUCUCGAGUGCCCCUCAACCUCACUGUCUUCGAGCGCAAUGAUUACAUUGGCGGUCGCUCAACCACCGUCGGUGCAUACGAUGACCCUGCAUUGCCUGUCGAGCUUGGCGCCAGUAUAUUCGUCGAAAUCAACCAUAUUCUUGCCGAUGCUAUUACCAAAUUCAAUCUGAGCACUACGGACUUCAAUGACAAUCCGAAAGGUACUCCAGGGAACGAGCUCGGUAUCUGGGACGGAGAGCGAUUCGUUCUCGAAAUCAAUGGAGGCUGGUGGGAUACAGCUAAGCUCAUAUGGAAAUAUGGAAUGGCUCCGAUCAAGACGCAGAGGUUGAUGAAGAGCGUGGUUGGGAAGUUCUUGAGAAUGUAUAACGCGCAGGAAGAUGUCGAAGAGCCAGGUGUGUUUCCAUUCAAGAGCUUGACUCAAGCGGCGCAGGAUGUAGGAUUGCUGGCUGUCACCGCGGCUACCGGCGAGCAGUUCAUCCGUGAGAAUGGUAUUACAGGAAACUUUGGGAAGCAUGUAGUGCAAGCGAGCACAAGAGUCAACUAUGCACAGAACCUGAAAUACAUUCACGGGCUGGAGGCAAUGGUCUGCAUGGCUACAGAGGGCGCUGUGGCUGUGGAGGGUGGAAAUUGGAGGAUCUUUGACAAAAUGCUUCACGCGAGUGGUGCUGCUGUCCAUUUGGAGACGGGCGUGAAAGAGGUACAAAAGACCGAAGAAGGCGGAUACACGCUGUCGCUUGAAAGCGUGGAGGAUAGCAUGACCAUCGAAGAGGACUUCGACAUUGUCAUUCUCGCCGGGCCAUAUCAAUACUCCAACAUGACCCUGCCAGCCUCUGCCGACAUUCCAGACACGAUCCCAUACGUCUCCCUCCAUGUCACCCUAUUUGCCUCCCCACACCUCCUCUCGCCGACCUUCUUCAAUCUUGCGUCGGACCAGAAUCCACCCCAAGUGAUUCUUACGACACUCGCCGACUCCGAAACACCUGGCAAAGGCAACAUGACGGUCGGAAGUCCUGGCUUCCUCUCCAUCUCCCUCCUCCGCCCGAUCAUUAGCCCCAAUACCGGAGUCGAUGAAUACCUAUACAAGAUCUUCUCAUCCGAGCCAGUGUCUGCACCAUGGCUUGCAAAGCUUCUUGGCGUCGACCACCUUCCCGACAACCAAGGUGAUGAGAUCAGCAAGAGGGAUGUGACGUGGAUGUACAGGAAGGUGUGGAACUCUUAUCCCUACGAGUAUCCUAGAGUCACAUUUGAGGAGCUGAAAUUGGACGAUGGAAUCUGGUAUACCGGUGGGAUGGAUAGCUUCAUCAGUACGAUGGAGACGAAUGCACUGAUGGGUAAGAAUGUGGCAAGGUUGAUUGUGGAUGAGCUCGUGGAGAAGAUGGGAAGAGUGAAGGAUGAGGGCGAUGGAGAGUGGGUGUUGCUGGAUGAGAAUGAUCGCGACGAGAAGCUGAUUGACGUCCUUUUCCAUGAUAUGGAUCGUGCCUUUGAGCAAGCGAAGUUGUUCAUCCAGCGGGAGCAUCUAGAGAAAUCGCAAUGCUUCAUCCCACAACUCGCCGCCAUGUCUCCAGCCAACCAUGUCAUCAAACUUGCGCGGGCGAUGAGCUCGAAGGUGCUCCAGCAUUACUUCCACUUCCUUGUCACCGGUCGUACAGUCAAUGGCAACGGCCGCACGUUGUCGCUCGCUUAUCUUUUCGGCGACGAAAUCAAAGAUGCAGACUUCACGGCUGUUAUGGCUUGCGCGCUCCAGGCCCAGCUCAAAUCGGAAAAGGUAGCCAUCCACAGCCCGGCAGUGACGGCAAUCUACUCCGCACGUGAGAAGGGAAGCGCGGCACGCAGGAUGGUCGUCGACUUCUUCUACUGUCACGGACGGCCGCAUUGGUUCAAUGAACGAGAAUGGAAGGGAUAUCCAAAGGAGUUCUUGCAAGAUCUUGUGGUCAAGAUGAUGGCGAAGAAUGAGAGCGAGGAAGAAUACGGGCGUCAGCGGGAGGAAGGGCAGAAGGAAUGGGGGCCGGGCAAAAAGCGCAAGGCAGACAUGCUGGACACAAAUGAUCUGCGAAGCCGCUGAGACGUGUAUGGUGAGGACACGCUCAGUCUGCGUUCUACGAUGGUUGUAAGACUCUGUGAUGGGAUUAGAGUAUGCUGGUGACCUGGCACUGGCUCUGGUGACUGACGAGCUGCCCCAUGAAGCCGCCCACUUCGCGAUAAUAAAGCAUAAGAAACAACGGAUAGUAAGUCAGUGCAUGUGACAAGAG
Molecule: messenger RNA, 2537 nt
Organism: Pseudocercospora fijiensis CIRAD86
Lineage: Eukaryota; Fungi; Ascomycota; Dothideomycetes; Mycosphaerellales; Mycosphaerellaceae
Exons: 4
Coding region: 86-2350 (754 amino acids)
Biological process (GO): prenylated protein catabolic process; prenylcysteine catabolic process
Molecular function (GO): prenylcysteine oxidase activity
Source: RefSeq, a predicted model, not a curated record